This is a messenger RNA of Phyllostomus discolor (pale spear-nosed bat), 4902 nucleotides long. It is a transcript of the gene ANKRD13B, whose product is annotated as ankyrin repeat domain 13B. The transcript has 15 exons. NCBI's taxonomy places the organism in Eukaryota, Metazoa, Chordata, Mammalia, Chiroptera, Phyllostomidae. Gene Ontology annotation, cellular component: cytoplasm. Bases 1016 to 3760 code for a protein of 914 amino acids. The record is from RefSeq and is a predicted model, not a curated record. Gene Ontology annotation, molecular function: protein binding.
AUCUACAGGCAUUCUUCCGGCCACUCCUACCGGUCCCUUUCCCUCACCAGCCCCCUCCUCAACUCGAGAUGUAACCACGACACUCUGCUGACCCCUCGUGGCAGAGGUAGGCAAAGGUCCCCGGCUGCCAAAGACGCCAACUGGCUCCUCCCAGGCUGGAGAAAGGGGCGAGGCCGUACACUCAUCCCUCAGCCUUCCCGGGCCUGGCACCACCGCAGGGUGUGUAGAGGAAAGCAGACCACACAAAGAAGCCAGAGAGAGGAGCGGAGAGUUUGCAAGCUUUUGCUAGCACUUCCCACACAAACACUUCUUAUAUUGUUCUAAGUAGGGCUGGUGUGGAAUUCCUUAUUCCGAUCUUGUAAGGUGGGCUCAUCAAGGCAUUAUGCCUGGUCCCCACCACCUGUCUGUCCACCUAGUUGGCAGAGGGCUGCGCCGUUCUCAGGGUAGUUGCUACCCUUAGCUAGUUCUAGGAGGUAGUUUCCAGCCUCAUUUUAGAGGUGAGUGGUCUCAGAAGCCAGAAAAUUUAACAAAUUUUCUUAAAGUCAGUCAAUUAAUAAGGAGGGAUUCUAACUCAGAUCUUGCUAACAUCCCAGUCCCUCUUCCCUCCGUGGGCUGGACCAAGCUUCUAGGUCCUUCCUGCCCUUACAAUGGUGGUUAUAGAGACCAAAUCCAUUUUUACCACAGCAUCUGCAGGGACCCUUCAGGAAGGAUCUUUCUGCCCUGGAGUUAUUUAGGAAGGAAAUAGUCUCUGAAAUCAGUCACUUCCCCUCCUAAGGGGAUCACACGGGGGUGGAGGUUGGGAGUUGCCACCUGCUGCUUUCUCUGCCCAGCCCCACUCUGAUCCUUGCAGAGGACAGUAUAUGAUGAAGGGCGACUGUCCGCUCAGUCUAAGUGGACAUUCUCUUUCCAAUGUCAAGUGUGGAAGAUGGAGUUUAAUUUUAUAACAGGCAGGGAAAACUCCUACGUAAUAAUUCAGGCGCCAGACCCCUGGUUGCUCCAAUAACCCUUAGUACUAAUGUCCCUCACCUUUCUCAGGAGUCCCCCAUCAGUCACUCUUCUGGGAAUGUGGAUGUCUUCUCUCGUUCCACUGGGACCCAAAUUCAAUCCUGAAGGCCACACCUUCCCACUUCCCCCAAUGCUGAAGCGAGGCCCGUACCCCUUCCUUCCCCAGCAAAAAGCAAAACGCUACUGGGUGGGGUUGUGUCCCAGCCCACCUGGCGUCAGGACGCUGCCUCCGUCUCUGUCAGGCUCGAUUCCCUCCCCCACGCUUUCACGGGAUGAGGGUGCCAGUGCGGGACAUCCUCCGGCCCCUCGCCACCCCCAUUUGCACGAGGUGGACUACAAGCCCCAUAAUGCUGCGGGGCCGAGUUAUAACAGGCUCUGCCUCGGGCACUCGGGUCCCCUCCUCUCUUUCCUGCAUCCCCGCAUCCCUCGCCGGCAGCUCGGGCUGAGGGCCGGGGUAUGCGGCUGCGGGAAGCCAGGGGCUGCGGGAGCGCGUCCCUGCGGUGGCGGCGGCGUCUCCGGGGCUCCGCGCCCCGUGCGCCCCCGCGCCCGCUGCGGGCGCCUGCUCCUUCAGUCGAGCGGCGUCUUUGUGUGCGGGGGUGUGGGAGGCGAGGCGCGCCACCGAGUGCCCGCGUCCUCUCCGGUCGGGUGGGGGCCUCUUCGCGUCGCCCGCCGUCGCCGCCUCACGAGGACGCCCGCGGCCCGCGCCGCUCGCCUGGCGCCGGGCGCGCCGCCCCCGCCCGCCGGCGCCGCUCGCACAUGCCCGAGCUGCAGCCUCGGGAGCAGACAGCGCCGGCUCCCUGCCCCACGGCCUCUGGCCCGGGCUCCGGCGCCGUCCCUCCUCCCGGGCCGGGCGCCGCGGCCCCGGCAUGAGGAGCAGGCGAUGAUCCCCGCCAACGCCUCCGCUAGGAAGGGGCCGGAGGGCAAGUACCCGCUGCACUACCUGGUGUGGCACAACCGUCACCGCGAGCUGGAGAAAGAGGUCCGCGCCGGCCAGGUGGACAUCGAGCAGCUGGAUCCCCGUGGGCGGACUCCCCUGCACCUGGCCACCACACUGGGGCACCUCGAGUGUGCCCGUGUGCUCCUGGCACAUGGUGCGGACGUGGGCAGGGAGAAUCGCAGCGGCUGGACAGUGCUUCAGGAGGCUGUGAGUACCCGGGACCUGGAGCUGGUACAGCUGGUGCUGCGGUACCGGGACUACCAGCGGGUGGUGAAGCGUCUGGCGGGCAUCCCCGUGCUCCUGGAGAAGCUGCGCAAGGCCCAGGACUUCUACGUGGAGAUGAAAUGGGAAUUCACUAGCUGGGUGCCCCUGGUGUCCAAGAUCUGCCCUAGUGACACCUACAAAGUGUGGAAGAGUGGGCAGAACUUGCGGGUGGACACCACACUCCUGGGCUUUGACCAUAUGACGUGGCAGCGAGGGAACCGCAGCUUCGUCUUCAGGGGCCAAGACACAAGCGCCGUGGUCAUGGAGAUUGACCAUGACCGCCGGGUAGUGUACACGGAGACCCUGGCGCUGGCCGGGCAGGACCGUGAGCUGCUGCUGGCUGCUGCCCAGCCCACCGAAGAGCAGGUGCUGAGCCGGCUUACUGCACCUGUCGUCACCACACAGCUGGAUACCAAGAACAUCUCCUUUGAGAGGAACAAGACAGGCAUCCUGGGCUGGCGCAGUGAGAAGACCGAAAUGGUGAAUGGGUAUGAAGCCAAGGUAUAUGGGGCAUCCAAUGUGGAACUCAUCACCCGGACACGGACAGAGCAUCUUUCAGAACAGCACAAGGGCAAGGUCAAAGGUUGCAAGACACCCCUGCAGUCCUUCCUGGGAAUUGCUGAGCAGCAUGGGGGCCCCCAAAAUGGGACCCUGAUCACUCAGACUCUGAGCCAAGCCAACCCCACUGCCAUCACCGCAGAAGAGUACUUCAACCCCAACUUUGAGCUUGGCAACCGUGACAUGGGCCGCCCCAUGGAACUGACCACCAAGACACAGAAGUUCAAGGCCAAGCUGUGGCUGUGUGAGGAGCAUCCCCUGUCCCUGUGUGAGCAGGUGGCCCCCAUCAUUGACCUCAUGGCUGUCAGCAACGCGCUUUUCGCCAAGCUCCGGGAUUUCAUUACCCUGCGCCUGCCUCCCGGCUUCCCUGUCAAGAUUGAAAUCCCCAUCUUCCACAUCCUGAACGCCCGCAUCACCUUCGGGAACCUCAACGGCUGUGACGAGCCGGUGCCUUCGGUGCGAGGCAGUCCCAGCAGUGAGACCCCUUCCCCAGGCAGCGACUCCUCCAGUGUCAGCAGCUCCAGCUCCACAACCUCCUGCCGCGGAUGCGAGAUCUCCCCGGCCCUGUUCGAGGCCCCGAGAGGGUACAGUGUGCUGGGCGGCCAGCGGGAGACGGCGACCCGCGACGACGAUGACGACCUUCUGCAGUUUGCCAUCCAGCAGAGCCUGCUUGAGGCGGGCAGCGAGUAUGACCAGGUCACCAUAUGGGAGGCACUAACCAACAGCAAGCCGGGCACUCACCCCAUGUCCUACGAGGGUCGCCGGCAGGACAGAAGCGCCCCGCCUACGCCACAGCGCCAGCCUGCGACCCCUACGGCCGUUCCCAGCCCUCGGCCCAGUCCUAGCCCUGGUAGCUGCGUGUUCCGGAGCUACGACGAGCAGCUGCGGCUGGCCAUGGAGCUGUCUGCGCAGGAGCAGGAGGAGCGGCGGCGGCGUGCGCGCCAGGAGGAGGAGGAACUGGAGCGAAUCCUGCGGCUCUCACUGACGGAGCAGUAAUGCCACUGACCGGCCUUCAGCCCUGCCAUGCGAGCCCCGCCCCGGAGCGAGACACGCCCCGACCCACGCACACUGUGGCUGGAGACCAGAGCCACCGCCUCAGGGGCAUAGGGACGCACCAAACACCAGACAAGGAGGGGUUCGGCAUGGCCGCAGGGUAUCUUUGUGGGCCAGGGCCCUGGAGGCAGCUGGCACGGCCGGGUCCCCCUGCUUUGCUGUGUCCUGACCCCCAGCCUGUCCCAGGGCAAAGCCAGGCGGUCCUGAGUGGGAGACCGGUCCUCAGAGGAGCAGUGUCCGCGUCCUUGCUCCUUCUGGCUCGCUCUACUUUCUGCUCACUGACCCCACUCCAGGACACUGCCUGUGAAGCCUUUGCAUUUCCGCUCUUCACCCCUGGAGGGCAGCUGAGCUCCCCACGUGCUGUGUUGCUGCUUUGUUCCAGACACAAGCCGGCACGUCAAGGGCCCAGCCCCUCCCCCACCCCGGCAUUUCAGCGUCAAGUGCACUUAGCGGGGUGCCCGGCUCCCCCAGCCCUUACACCCCUCCCAGGUCUCAGGGUGGUCGCAGCUUCAAUAUGGGCGGCCAGAGGUUGGAGACCCUUUCCCCAAGACAUGUUUUUGUGAUCAAGGAGGGUGCCCAAGUCGGCCCCCCAGUCCUGGGCAAGGCCUGACUCCCACAUGCUGUCUUGGCAAGUGCGGGCGCGGGGGUGGGGGGGAGGGGACGUCGGGCUGGGGCAAGCACUGGAUCCCACACUAGACUGCACAGAGAGGGGUUGCCCAGUGCCCUGGCGCCACCACCCGCCCCUUCCCGCCGGCUGCUGCUAGCCCUCUGUGGUUGUGCAUCCCACUUGCCCCCACCCAGGGGCUGACUCUAAAACCCUUCAUCCAAUGGUGCUAACCCCCGGCUCUCCCCUGCCCCGCCCCGCCCACCCAGAGAAGCACAGACCCUGCCAGGGGCAGGGGCCCACAGCACACUCUUCCCGGCUCUCCCUGGCUGGCCCUCCUGGUUCAGCCAGUGAGGUUCAGAAGGGACACAAAAGGAGUGGAAGAAAAGAACAAAGAGAAACUGUUCCUCUUAUCCCCUUCCCUGAUGCCAGGGGCACCAGACUGAUUCUGAGGCACAAAUUAAAGAGGCUUCAAACCUGA